This is a messenger RNA of Ruditapes philippinarum (Manila clam), 1317 nucleotides long. RefSeq names its product beta-1,3-galactosyltransferase 5-like. Gene Ontology annotation, cellular component: membrane. The record is from RefSeq and is a predicted model, not a curated record. Gene Ontology annotation, molecular function: hexosyltransferase activity. The transcript has a single exon. NCBI's taxonomy places the organism in Eukaryota, Metazoa, Mollusca, Bivalvia, Venerida, Veneridae. Bases 98 to 1093 code for a protein of 331 amino acids.
CAUUAUCAACAAACAGCAGCCCGUGAUUUGAUGUUAGAAGUGCUUUUGAAAACAAAAUCGCGUUGUUUUUGCUACAGAUAUCAUUAUCUGCGGAGAAAUGCUCAACAAGAGGGGUCUAAGCUUAAAGUUACUUAUAAAACCUUUAUUUGUGCACCCGGCGCGAUUUGGAUUUUUCUUCUUAACAUUUUCAUUUUUAUAUUUUGUAUAUGUCACCGUUACACCUGAAACAAUCAACUAUCCUUAUAACACAUACCUCGGAUAUCCUUUGACAAUUGAAGACAACCCUUACACAAUCAACACGUCUGAUUGUAGGAAUUAUACAGUGGUAAUAAUAGUACAUUCAGCGGUUACAAAUUUCCGUAAACGUCAAGUUAUAAGAAAAACAUGGGGGAACAAAGCAUUGCUAACAAAAUAUGGAAUGAAACUUGUGUUUUUUCUAGGGAUGCCUUACAAUAGCGACUUGCAAGUUCUUAUUAACGAAGAGUCUGUUGAACACAAUGACAUUGUACAAGGAAAUUUUCUUGAUUCUUACACAAAUAUUACUCACAAAGCUGUUCUAUGGUUAAGGUGGGUUAGUGAAAAUUGUGCAAGCUCGAAAACUGUACUUAAACUAGACGAUGACGUUUUUGUUAAUGUAUUUUUGUUUCGUUAUUAUUUACAUACUUUCGAUACUUCAAAACGGCAGAUAUGGUGUGAAUUAAAACUAGCUGGAGAACAACCUAUACAACGAAGGAAAGGUCUUAAAUGGAGAGUGGCAGACCACGAGCUCAAAGGUCUGAAAUAUUUCCCUGCUACAAUGUGUCGGGGAUAUUUUGUUAUCUUAACCAUACAAUCUGUGCCACCGAUGUACGAGGCAGCGAAACAUACACCAUUCUUUUGGAUUGAUGACUUUUACAUAUUUGGAACUUUAGCAAAUAAAACGGGAAGUCAGAUUUUAUCACUGGUGAACUAUCUUGCAGAAGAAAAAGAAGCAUUUAGAUGUUUUUCCUCAACAAAACGUCUCUGUGAUUUGCUAGGUGUGUUAUUGGAUUCUGAGAGUGCUAUGGAAAUGCUUUGGGCACACACAGUUUAUCAGGUUAAUUCUUUGUCGUGAUGAAUCGACAUACAGCCAGUUUCAGAAUGAACCAGAAUAAAGAUGGCAAAGUGAUUGAGUUGUCUGCCUUUCAGUCUCGAGAUCGUGGAUUCGAGUUUUUACUGUGGGCUACAACGACCAACGAUUCAACAAAGCAUAUCACAUACUAUAUACCUUGCUAAUGUUUGUAAUGUUUCUAUGACGUGUUUUUGUACAUUACCUUUAAAAUGAGAUUGAACAUUAUA